Molecule: messenger RNA, 1794 nt
Organism: Acanthocheilonema viteae
Lineage: Eukaryota; Metazoa; Nematoda; Chromadorea; Rhabditida; Onchocercidae
Source: the annotation of a GenBank genome assembly
AUGGCAGAGAGUAGCUCCAGUUUUGGUAAUAAUAAUUCAACAUUUUCGGAAAAGAACUCAAAAAGAAAAACUCGAAAUGAAAGUGAAAAACGACGCCGAGACACUUUCAAUCAGUUAAUUAGUGAGUUGACAUUAUUGGUUGCAAAGGACGAUCGUAAAAUGGACAAAAGCAGCGUACUUAAAUGCGCAAUCAAUUUCCUUAAACAACAACAUUUUCAAGCUGAAUCGACAAGUGGUGAGGCAUCGAACGUAGCAUUGGAUUCUAAGUUACGCAUUACAACCGGUUGCAACCUUCCGGAAAUUGUUCAACUUUACAUGGAUGCUUUAGCAGCCGGGACUUUUUGCAUUCACUGUUCGGGACACAUUGAACACGCCUCAACCAGCUUUGCUGCACUUUUCGACGAUACAAUCUAUGAUUUACAAGGGAAGAAUUUCUUCGAUUUAUUAGACGAUGCAUCAGCAGAAAGUUUCAGUGGAGCUAUAUCCACCGAGUUGUUACAUUCUGUACCCGCAAGCACCGCUAUGCACAGUACGACGACUCUUCAGGAAAGGGUUACAACAAAGAAAUUGCGUCGACAAUUAUUGGAACCAAAUGAAUCUCUCCGGUUUGUUGGUGUCAUUGUUCCGUUAUCAAACCCGCCGGAAUCAGAAGUAACGUUGGAAACGAUUAGUUCGUGGGAACGAAGAAACGCCAAUUUCACCGUUCUAUAUAAUACUGAAUUCGUUUGUGUUGAUGCUGAAGGAUGCCAAUUAUUGGGUUAUAGUCGACUUGAUCUGCUUGGUACAAGUGGUUAUGAUUAUAUUCACAUGGACGAUUUGCUACAAGUAGCUGAGAGCCAUACGCAGCUGAUAAAACUUGGCACUUAUCAAAUAAGACCACAUCGAUUGCAAACAAAAUCGCAUCAAUGGAUUUGGGUUAAUUGCAUGGCGAUUAUUUUCGAAGGUGAAGCAUCAAUUAAAAAAGUGAGAUGUAAUUAUCGUGUGGUAAGCAUGGAGAAUGUGAAGAAAUUCAAAGAAACAAUUACAUUUAUGAAGUCAAAAUCCACCGAAAUUCUAUUACCAUUAUCGAUAGCAGUAAGUAGUGGAAGCAAUUCACAAAAUCCUCCUUGCACUACAAGUGCUAUAAGUACUGUCGUUUGUCCUUUAUCAAUUACUUCGGCAUUAUCAGCAGUUGGAAAUAAUCUCGCAUCAUUCUGUGCCACAGAUGACUCAUCAUCGGAACAACCUAAUGAUUCCGUAUCCGUUAUCGCUUCCGAGAAACAUACCAAUAGCAGUUGUACAGCUAAAAUAGUUAUCGGACCGUUACCACCAAAAAGAAUGCGAAAAGGAGGAUCGAAUGUACUACCAGGAUCAUAUCGUUACUUGUGCUCAGAUAAUAUUCCGUCAACUUCAUUCGGAUGCACAUCUUCACGCUGUCAACGACUGUCUACUGCGCUUUCGUCACUAUCAUCAGAACCAUUGUCAUCAAAACGACGCAGUCAAAUUCCUUUGGCUUUUAUUGAGCAUUAUCCUCUACCGGAUUCAAAAUUGGCAGAUAAUAAUGAAUCACGCAAAAACACGUUAAAUUUGACGUUAUCCUCUACAUCCACGGUAGGACUUUUUCACACUUUGGAUGGUAAUUUUUAUAAGGUGACACCAGCAGCUUUAUCAAUAUCACCAAUGUAUCAGCAAGUUUGGGAAGAGUUACAACACCGAAGCGAAAUAUUACGUCAGCAAGUGUUUCAGAAAGAAAUGGAACUUCGUGAAUUACAUCUUAAAAGAUUUCUUGCAUCAUUAAACGGUGAUAAGUAUUAA